Zootermopsis nevadensis is the source of this 3551-nucleotide messenger RNA. NCBI's taxonomy places the organism in Eukaryota, Metazoa, Arthropoda, Insecta, Blattodea, Termopsidae. The record is from RefSeq and is a predicted model, not a curated record.
UUUGACUUCGAUUGCGAUCUUUAGCUGGAUCUCUUUCGCUGGCGUUCUGGCGUCACCGGGCGGAACCAACAGUAGGGAAGACGAAGUAAAGAAUGUCUUCUUUAAAUUAUAUGGAACUUUGCCGUCUUUGCCUAGUAAAAGAACGAGUGUCGAUUCCAAUUUUUGAAGGAGAAGGAGAUGUGCGCCAGAUAUAUCUUAAAAUAGCGUCAUGCCUCCCAGUAAAGGUUGCAAGGGAUGACAAACUCCCAAAGAAGAUCUGUGAUGACUGUAUGUAUAAAUUAGACAAUGCAUACCAGUUUUGGAAUAUAACUGCUAAUGCAGAAAAGCAGUUAUUGCAAUGGCUUGGUGAAAUUACCAGUGAUGACAAGAAGAGUGUCCCUAGCAACACAAUAGAAACUGAGCAGUUGGUGUUGAAAGAGGAGGCAGUAGAACAAGAUCAAGGAUCAGAAUUGGCCAAGAGUCUUAGUCGAGUAGAGGCUGUGUUGGCUGAUGAUGAUAGAGGGGGAAGUGAGGAUGAGGAAGAGUCAGAGAGUGAGGAUGAAGGUUCAAACAGUGAGGACAGUGGUGAUGAUGAUGAUGACGAUGGUGGUGGUGGUGAGGCCCCUAGUAAGGAAGAAGCUGAGUCAGAUGAAGAGCCAUAUGAACCUUUGGAACCAACAACGUUUGUUAAUGUGUCUCUGGCGGGAAGUGAUGAAGCUGGACCUUCAGGAAUACAACAGCAGCAACAACAACAGCAACAAAGUCAGCAGCAAAGCCAGUCAUCACAGCUUGUUCAGCAGUCAUCACAAUCACAGUUCCUCACUCCGGGAGCACCGUCCACAAGUACAGCUGCUGCACCUGCUUCAGCCAGUGGGUCUGCAAGUUUUGGAAAAUCUGGAGGCAAGAAAAUCAAAACCAAGGACAAGAUCAUCCUCAAAGCUAAGAGCCAGAAAAUGUCUGCUAGAUAUCUGAGAAGUAAUCAGAACAUGAUAAGGUGUGAAGAAUGUGGACAGAGUUUCCAUAAGUGGGAGCUAGUCUGUCAUAGACAGACUCACAAAUCACUGUCCUGCACAUUCUGUAACAAGACUUUCUCACUUAAAAGCAAACUCAUAUCACAUAUGAGAAUUCACAGAACUGUAAAGGAAUUCAAAUGUGCCUGUGGUGUGGUGUUCCAUUCAAGCUCAGAGUUGAAGCGACACAUGAAGAGCCAUGUUCCUCCAAAAGAAUACAAGUGUGAGGCUUGUGAUAAAAUGUUUUUCUCAAAUCAGCACUUGCAAAAUCAUGUAAAGACCCAUGCCAAAGAGCGUCCAUACGUGUGUGAUAUUUGUCACAAAACUUAUAAACGUAAAUAUGAGCUCACAGGGCAUAAGAAGAUUGUUCACACUGCAGAGAGCAGACAUGAAUGUGAUAUCUGUGGGUUUUCAACAUUAUACAAAGCCAAUCUGGAGGUACAUCACAAGAGACACCUUAAUGAAUUUAGGUUUUGGUGUGAUAUCUGUAAGAAGGGAUUUUACACAAAUUCAGAGCUGCAGGGACAUAAGAAUUUUCACACAAAUCAAAAGCCUCAUCAGUGUGACAUAUGUGGCAAGGCAUUCCUCUACAAGUCAAACCUGUGGAAGCACCAGAAAAGUAACCACCCAGGAAAGGAUUCAAAACAUUAUCAAUGCAGUGUCUGUGGUAAAAACUUCCCUUUUAAGAGCUCGUUGACAUCACACAUGAACACUCACACAAGGGAGCUGAAAUUCAUUUGUGAUGUGUGUGGGAAAGCCCUCUCAAGCAGCAUGUCACUCAAGGCCCACAAACGGCUGCACACAGGUGAGAAACCAUGUGUCUGCACCAUUUGUGGGAAGGCAUUCACCAAGAGCUUCACUCUCAAAGUGCAUCAGCUCACCCAUACAGGGCAGAAGCCCCAUGCUUGUGACAUCUGUGGCAAGUCAUUUACACAGCGCUCCACUUUGGUUGUGCACAAACGCUAUCACACAGGGCAGAGACCCUACCAGUGUCAAGUGUGCAGCAAAGGCUUUGUAUCCAAGACAUUGCUCAACACUCAUCAAAGGAGUCAUGAUCAGGCAUGCUUUUUCCACCUGCUUGUCCAGUUAUUGAAAAAGAGAGGGCAAACCUAUGCUGGAACAUUGAGGAGCAACAGGAUUGAAAUUCUAUUAGAGAUCUUGGCACACAGGUCUGCAAGUCAGAGUCUUGGUGAGAGCACAAGGGGCUCCAAGGAAAAAAGUGUCUUGAAAACUAAAGCACCUUCCAAAGCCAGCAGUGAACCUGUCCAUAGAAGCAAGAAGUUCAGGGACUGUGGAAAAAUGUCCAGCAAACAACAAAUCAUUACCCACAAGAACAGUUGUGAGACAUUAGGUGCCAUCAUUUGUUCAACAUGUGGCAAGACAUACAAGAGCAAAGCAAAACUAGACCUACAUAUAAAGACACAUGUAUCUCCAAAGGUAUUCAACUGUGCUUCUUGUGAAAAAGUAUUUGUAACAAACAAACAACUUACAAGUCACAUGAAAACACAUACUAAAGAACGCCCAUACAUGUGUGAGAUUUGUAACAAAUCAUACAAACGGAAAUAUGAACUCACAGGUCACAAGAAAGUGCACACUGGUACAAAGAACCAUGUUUGUGACAUUUGUGGCUAUGCUACUAUGUACAAAGCUUACUUAGAAAUUCACCAGAGGAGACAUUUCAGUGAGUUCCGUUUCAAGUGUCACUUAUGUGGUAAAGGUUUUUACACUAAUUUUGAACUGCAAGCACAUAGCAAUGUUCACACUGGUGAGAAACCCCACCAAUGUGACAUAUGUGGCAAAGCAUUUCUGUAUAAGGCCAAUCUGCUCACACAUCAGCGGACAAAUCACCCAGACAUGCAGAAGGAUGCCAAACGCUUCCAGUGUGAGACGUGUGGGAAAAACUUCCCAUACAAAAAGAACCUCCUGUCACAUCUCGGUUCCCACACAGGCGAAACUCAGUUCUUGUGUGAUGUUUGUGGAAAAUCACUGACCAACAGCCGUUCGCUCAAACUCCACAGACGACUACACACCGGUGAGAAACCUUGUAUCUGCACUGUGUGUGGGAAGGCAUUUACCAAGAGUUUCACUCUAAAAGUGCACCAGCUCACCCAUACAGGUCAGAAACCCCACUCAUGUGACAUUUGUGGGAAGUCAUUCACACAGCGCUCUACUCUUGUUGUGCAUAAACGCUAUCAUACAGGGCAGAGACCUUACCAUUGUCAAAUCUGCAACAAAGGGUUUGUGUCCAAGACGUUGCUGAACACUCAUCAAAGGAGUCAUGAUAAGAGCUACUUCUUUUCUCUGUGAUGUGGUGUUAUUCUCCAAGCAUAGUUUUUUCAUUAAUUUACAUUAAUAUAUUUGUUGCUAGGUAUUCACCUGGCUUUCUGAUCUUUGACCAGUCAUAUUUUAUUAUACUGUUAACUUCAGUUCUUUAUCCAAAUGUCUUGUAACUAAGCAACCAGCUCCUCUGGAAUUGUGGAGCAUGAGAGUUUGUUACUCCUGCAACAAAUUCUAAACAUUAGACAAUAAAGUUAUUCUACUAAGUUUAAUUUUUAUCAUCAA